UAAUAAAAUAUUUUAUAAAAAUAUAUUUCGAACGCAAAUAACAAACCAAAACUGGAUGGAGAGGAGUACCGGGCCACAAAUACAUUCCCAUAAAUCCAAGUUUGAUGGAUUUCUAGUACUAUCUGUCUAUUAAAGGCGAAAAGUCGUGUGCUGGCAUUGUUUACGGCCGCCAGUAUCUUUCUACAGCCUUGCCCAAGUGCCUGCGUCAACAAUACAAGUGAACAAUAAUAACAAUAACAACACGGACAACGAAGUAGUCUAGGCCCAACACCAUAUCCUCUGUGGUCGACAACAAUGAAAGUGUUAUUAACGCUAUCAAGCCUAUUGCUGGCAUUAAAUUUUGGCAUUUCAUCAGGAUCACCCGAAGACUUAGUUUACGGCUAUGUCUGCCGCCAAGGGAAAUGCCUGAAAGAAGAAUUAUCCAAAGAGAACUGGAAUACAGCCAUCAGUUUGCCGGUGUGUCGAAUGUUUUGCGGCGACACAAUCGGUACACUUUGGCCAAAACCAAGUGGCCUCGUAGAUAUGGAAAAUGUGCUGUUGCACAUCAACAAGGAUACGAUUGAAUUUAAUGUGCCUUCAUAUACCAAACAGGCUAAGCAUUGGGAUGCUAAUCGGGAACGUUUUAUGGAUAUAUUGGAUAAUAAAGUACCGAAUCAUGAUGUGUUACGAAAACAAGGACACCCGGUGAAAAUAACCAUUGAAUUGGAUGAAAAGAAUAGGGCAAAUGAGGAAGUGCCACGUUUGACAUUGGACACGGAUGAAAGUUAUAAAUUGAACAUCAUGACGACGGGAGAGAAGAAAGUUGAGGUGAAAAUUACGGCACAGAAUUACUUUGGAGCCCGUCAUGCUUUCGAGACCCUGAGUCAGUUGAUUGUCUACGAUGACAUAAGACGUGAAAUGCAAAUGUUGGCAAAGGCCUCCAUCGAAGAUGGUCCGGCAUUUAAAUGGCGUGGUUUGCUGUUGGAUACUUCACGCAACUUCUAUUCCACCAAGGCCAUUAAAAGAACGUUGGAUGCCAUGGCCAUGGUAAAACUCAACACAUUCCAUUGGCACAUUACCGACUCCCAUAGCUUCCCCUUAGAAGUGAAAGCCCGUCCAGAAUUGUAUAAAUUAGGUGCCUAUUCACCGCGCAAGGUGUACACCCAUCAAGACAUUGAAGAUAUUGUGGAAUAUGGCCGUGUUCGUGGUAUUCGCGUUAUGCCCGAAUUUGAUGCCCCAGCUCAUGUGGGUGAGGGUUGGCAGCAUAAAAAUAUGACAGCCUGCUUUAAUGCCCAACCCUGGAAAGAUUAUUGUGUAGAGCCACCAUGCGGUCAAUUGGAUCCCACUGUAGAUGAAAUGUAUUCUGUUUUGGAAGAUAUUUAUCGAGAAAUGUUUGAUCUUUUCAAGCCUGAUGUAUUCCACAUGGGAGGCGACGAGGUUUCUGUCAACUGUUGGAAUAGCAGUGAACAAAUCCGUAAUUGGAUGACCUCGAAACAAGGUUGGGGUUUGCAGGAAAGUGAUUUUAUACGUUUAUGGGGAUAUUUUCAAACACAUGCCUUGGAACGUGUCGAUAAAGUCGCCGGGGAGAAAGUACCCAUAACCUUGUGGACCAGUCAUUUAACCGAUGUCCCCUAUUUGGAUGAUUAUUUGGAUAAAGAACGUUAUAUCAUACAAAUCUGGACCACAGGUAUGGAUCCCAAAGUCACUGACAUCUUGAAAAGAGGUUUCCGUGUCAUUGUGUCAAAUUACGAUGCCCUUUACUUUGAUUGUGGCGGUGCCGGAUGGGUUACGGAUGGCAACAAUUGGUGUUCUCCCUACAUUGGCUGGCAAAAGGUCUAUGAAAAUCGCAUGGAAAACAUUUCCGGAGAUUAUGUACCAUUAGUUAUGGGAGCCGAGGCUGCUAUUUGGUCCGAACAAAUCGAUGAGCAUACCUUGGAUCAACGUUUUUGGCCACGUGCCAGUGCUUUGGCUGAACGUUUGUGGUCCAAUAGCAAGGAUACAUGGCGCCAGGCUGAGCCCCGUAUGCUGGUACAUCGUGAACGUUUGGUGGAGAACGGCAUUGCGGCGGAAGCUUUACAACCUGAAUGGUGUUUGCAGAAUCAAAACGAAUGUCCCAUUGAUGCCUAUACGAGCCUCAAGAGAGCAUAAAUAGACGAAGGUGGAAACGUUUUGAGCUAAUCAAAUUUCUAGUAUUCUUUAUAUUGUUUACAAUAUUAAUGAUGUCGGUCCUUAUUGCGAUUGGAAGACUAUGUACAUGGAAACGAAAAAUUAUUCACGCAACAUCUGUAGAAUUAAUGCAGAUAUCAGUUAUUUAAAAUUGUUUGAAAGAAAAAAUAAAAACAAAAUUUGAAUUAUUUAAA
Molecule: messenger RNA, 2339 nt
Organism: Musca domestica (house fly)
Lineage: Eukaryota; Metazoa; Arthropoda; Insecta; Diptera; Muscidae
Gene: Hexo1
Product: chitooligosaccharidolytic beta-N-acetylglucosaminidase
Exons: 4
Coding region: 295-2127 (610 amino acids)
Biological process (GO): ganglioside catabolic process; carbohydrate metabolic process; glycosaminoglycan metabolic process
Cellular component (GO): membrane
Molecular function (GO): beta-N-acetylhexosaminidase activity
Source: RefSeq, a predicted model, not a curated record